GAUAGUUUGACUCGAAAGCUUUUAGACGGCGUUAAUUGUUUUGAGUUCAUCCAAGUAUUCCUGUUGAUUUCAUACCAAUGCCGGGAAUAGAGAAACAGCCGGAAAUAGCCGGGGCCAUAUGCGCGGUCCCAGCAAGGAUUGUUGCGGUUUUGCGUUGAAGCGACGAAAUCAGAGGACGCCCCCAGUGGUUCCCAAUUUCAACCGAUGGACGAGGACAGACGCAAGUGGCUCGAAGAGGCAUUGAAGUCAAUGACUGUGGACGUUAUCGAACUACUUCAAAAACAAAUUAAAAUUCUGCAGGAUAUGGACAACGUUGAAGCGGAAGACGACGUCACGAAGUACGAAGAAGCGAUUGCCAUUAUCCUAGAUCACGUUGAUCACUUAGAUAUUGCUUGUGAUUUUCACAAAAUCGGAGGUUUUAUGGUACUAUAUCCCUGCCUCAAGUCGAAAAAUGCGAAAAUUAGAGCGGGAGGAUGUGAACUACUGGCUGUACUGUGUCAGAACAACCCUUAUUGUCAGCAGGUUGUUCUUGAUAAUGAAUUCAUACCAAAAUUGUUGAAUAUGUUAGAGAAAGAUGAGGAUCCGCUGGUGGGGUUGAAAGCCUUGUAUGCAUUAAGCGCAAUUGUAAGACAUUGUCAGGAGGGUUUCAAUCAAUUCAUUCACUAUAACGGCCCCGCUAUUUUAUUAAAAACGCUCGGCAGGGCCGAGAGCCACAAAUUUAUAACCAAGGCCACAUUUUUGUUGAAAAGUUUAUGCGAUUCCCAGCCUGACUUUAAAAGUCGUUUGGUGUUUUUGGAGUACGUGCCGGCUUUAAUAUCGCUCGUCAUCGGAGAUAGGCGGCCUAGUGACGAACAUGUUUUGUCAUUGUUAACUUCGUUGUUGGAAGAUAGCGCCACUGCAGUCAACGAAUGCAAAAAUCUACGUUAUAACUUGAACGACGCCUUACAAAAACGCGUAGCUUCGAUCAAAGAUCAACCCGAGCACAUGGAAGAAGAGCAGGCGUGUCGGAGGAUACUUCAGUUAGUUUUCGGGUGGCGUUAGUGCCUAUUAGUGGAUGUAAAUAUUUAUUAAAUAAACUAUUUUAUAUCACACCGUC
Messenger RNA from Cylas formicarius (sweet potato weevil), 1096 nucleotides. Its product is annotated as hsp70-binding protein 1-like. The coding region runs from base 205 to 1041 and encodes 278 amino acids. Lineage: Eukaryota; Metazoa; Arthropoda; Insecta; Coleoptera; Brentidae. The transcript has 6 exons. The record is from RefSeq and is a predicted model, not a curated record.